AUGGGUAGCAUAGCAGCAAAUCCUUUUCAAGAUGUCCCAGCGGGCCGAACAGAGGGCCUCGAAGCCCUCAUUACUCAGUUCCGAGCGGAUACCGAUCCCAACAGAACUGAUCUCCUAGUGGGCGUGUAUAAAACCGAUGAAGGGAAAGCCUACGUGCUACCAACUGUGAAAGAGGCAAAGAACAGAAUAUUCAAUGAUCCUGAUUGGCAUCACGAGUAUCGCCCUUCUGCUAUAGGUUCCCAGCUUUAUAGGGACUUGGGCGCCAAGUUGCUUUUUGGGCCAGAUCAUCGUCUUUUGCGGGAAAACAGGAUAGUUUCAACGCAGACACUCGGCGCAUGUGGCGGAUGCCAUGUUGGCGCAGUUAUGUUGAAAAAUCAUUAUGGACCGUGGAAGGAAAACGGGAACCCAGAGAUUUUCCUUCCCAGCGAGACUUGGUUGAAUCACCCUUUCUUAUUCGAGUCUGCGGGAAUUAACCCCAAAUUUCUGCCUUAUUUUAGCAGCAAGACAAACGCAUUUGAUUUUGUGAGCUUUUCAGAGGCUAUCAAAUCGCUGCCAGCUCAAUCAGUCGUUCUUCUUCAGUCUGGAGCCCAGAACCCAACUGGAUGUGAUCCAUCGCCAGACCAGUGGCGAGAGCUAGCCUCGAUCUUCUCCCAGCGCGGUCAUUUGGCAUUCUUCGAUGCUGCAUAUCCUGGUUUUGCCUCGGGAGACAUUGACACGGACCUUGAAGGCGUUCGUUUGUUUGCCGAGCAAGAAAUCCCGCUUGUUUUUGUCUCAACAUACGGGAAAUCCUUUGGGCUUUACAGCGAACGUGUUGGAAUUCUUUCUAUUCUUGCUCCAAGCGAGGAAGUGGGAAAAAGGCUAGAAAGUCAUUUGAAACUACUCGCACGAGCGGAGUCUGGCGCGCCGCCCGAUUUCGGGGCCAGGAUUAUUGAAACAGUUCUAUCAGAUGAUAUCUUGGAGCGCCAAUGGCGGCAGGAAGUGCGUCACAUGGCGGACCAACUCAAGAGUCGUCGAAUUGCACUCAGGGAAGAACUUGAAAAAUUAGAAACACCAGGUGACUGGCGGCACAUCACUGAUCAGAGCGGGAUGUUCUCAUAUGUUGGACUCUCUGUGGAACAGGUCGCUCUGCUCCGGAACAAGCACCAUGUUUAUCUUCAGGACUCUGGGAGAAUCUCUAUUGCUGGGCUCAACAAAUUCAAUAUCGAUUACACUGCUCGCAGUAUCAGCGCUGUUGUCAAAGCUACAACACCUCAGUGA
Penicillium robsamsonii is the source of this 1257-nucleotide messenger RNA. RefSeq lists its product as uncharacterized. The record is from RefSeq and is a predicted model, not a curated record. The coding region runs from base 1 to 1257 and encodes 418 amino acids. The transcript is spliced from 7 exons. Gene Ontology annotation, cellular component: cytosol. Gene Ontology annotation, molecular function: pyridoxal phosphate binding; L-aspartate:2-oxoglutarate transaminase activity. NCBI's taxonomy places the organism in Eukaryota, Fungi, Ascomycota, Eurotiomycetes, Eurotiales, Aspergillaceae. Gene Ontology annotation, biological process: L-aspartate biosynthetic process.